UGACGGCGGUCUGGGUGUCACGUGGUGUAUUUUGCGGCCCUGUCAUUGGGGAUAAUGGGACACAUGGACGCCCUUAUUCCUAGCCAUUUGCGAGGCCUGGAGACACUGGUGUGGGUGUGUUAGUUGCUGGGUAAUUGGUGGCGUGGGCAGGGAGAGAAUAAGUGAGUGAGUUAUACAGAGGGAGGCACAAGGAGGACCUGUUGUGGCUGGUGACUUGUGUGUUCUGUGUUGCUAGGAGCCUUCAGUCCUUCCCUUACCCUGUUGGUGAUCUCCGUCCUGCUCUGCUCUCCACACUUCUCUCCUCUCAUCGCCGUGGUUGAGCAAGAUGUCAACCAACAAUACAAUACUACGGCUGGCCACCUACAUGUGUCCAGGGAUGCCUGUGGAGUAUUACGAGUUCCUGGCAGAGUACUUGGAGCAUGAGCUUGGCAUCCACACCGAGCUGCUGUACAGUUCACGCAUCAAAGGACCGAACAUCACUCGGGGAGACCAGGACCGUGUUGACCUGGCGUUCGUGUCCACAGUGGCCUACCUGGAGGAGUACAGGUCCAGCAGCUGUCCCUUCAAGUUGAUGCCUGUAGGGGCAGUGACGCUGCAUCCCACCAAGGGCAGCCUGCUGGGAUACUACUCAGACAUUGUGGUGCAUCGGGAUGUGAAGGAUAGAGUGAAGGAGUUUUAUGACAUCCGAGGCUGCAAGUUUGUCCACGCAAGAGAGAACUCCUUGGCCAGCAACAGACUGGUCCUGCGCAUGCUGAAGCAGAUGGGGGAGGAUGCCUCAUUCUUCUCUGAUAUACAAGCCUCUGGAGACCACAUGAGUUCAAUUGAGAUGGUGGUGUCAAAGAAAGCUGAGGUAGCAGUGGUGGAUUCCCUGUCCCUGUCCAAUUACCUGACCCGCCACUACUACCAAGAGCCAGAGCUACAUCUGCAGGUGUCUUGGGGUCCUCUGCCACCCCACCCCAUCAUCUUCAAUACUAAACUGCCAGCUGAGUUGGUGAAGAGAAUAGAGGAGUCCUUGCUGAGUCUGCAGAAGAAGCCUAGCUGGAAGGAGAGGCUUGAACGCUUCAGUAUUACGGGUUUCCACAAGACAUCUUUUGACAAUUAUCUUGAGGCAAUAGACAUUCUAGAAGCUACUCAGUCACUUAGCUUUGGGAUUACAUAUUAUUAAUGCCUUCUUUUAGUAGUUCAGACCUUUGUUGAGUUUGACCUAUCAAUUCGUAAUGUUUAUUCCAAUUAACAUUUCAUUGACUUGAGAUUCUUCAUUGUGGUAUUUUCAUUGUAAAUAUACUGCACCUAUAUUAUUUUUCUUCCAAGGUGGUUGCCAGGUAGAAUUGUUGUUGUUGUUGUUGUGUGAUGCCUGGAUGCUUGUGAUGUGUGUUAAAUGGAUAGGGAGACAGAUGAUAUGAAUGGAUUGAUUGAUUAAGACGAAGCAACAACAGAGUCCAUAUGAUGUUCACAGCUGAGAAGUAGAUGGAAUUUGUUUGAUCUCCCUCACAUGUUGACAACAUAAGACAGAGUUGCUCUUUGAAUCUUUUUUUAAAUUUUUUUUUUAUUUAUUUAUUUUUUAAACACUUCACUAUUCAAUCUGUAGUUCAUUACAACUCGUGUAAUCUUUUCUUACAUGAAAAUUAUUUGGGGUGUCCUUGAGUUGGAUGAGUGUUCUCCAGCAUAUUACUUUUAUGAUUAACUAGAAUGUAAUGGCAUUCAGGACUAUGUUGUUGCUAUGUUUGGUACACAUCAAUCCCUUGUGGUGAUAUGUAAUUGUAAGAGUAGCCGGGAUGGUUGGCAUGUGAAUAAUUCCAAGAAAUCUGUGUAGAAUUUAAGUUUUGUAAUGUUGAGUAUGGUAGAAGGUAAGGACUGAUGUUUUUGUAUGAGUGGCAGUCCCUCAGGACCUGUAAAUAAGAGAAUGGUGUGUGUGUGUGUGUGUGUGUGUGUGUGUGUGUGUGUGUGUGUGUGUGUGUGUGUGUGUGUGUGUGUGUGUGUGUGUGUGUGUAA
This is a messenger RNA of Portunus trituberculatus (swimming crab), 1992 nucleotides long. RefSeq lists its product as uncharacterized. The record is from RefSeq and is a predicted model, not a curated record. Bases 326 to 1165 code for a protein of 279 amino acids. The transcript is spliced from 6 exons. NCBI's taxonomy places the organism in Eukaryota, Metazoa, Arthropoda, Malacostraca, Decapoda, Portunidae.